This is a messenger RNA of Mizuhopecten yessoensis (Yesso scallop), 1053 nucleotides long. RefSeq names its product gamma-tubulin complex component 6-like. Gene Ontology annotation, molecular function: gamma-tubulin binding; microtubule minus-end binding. The transcript is spliced from 9 exons. The record is from RefSeq and is a predicted model, not a curated record. The coding region runs from base 70 to 1038 and encodes 322 amino acids. Gene Ontology annotation, cellular component: gamma-tubulin complex; centrosome; spindle pole. Gene Ontology annotation, biological process: mitotic cell cycle; spindle assembly; meiotic cell cycle. Lineage: Eukaryota; Metazoa; Mollusca; Bivalvia; Pectinida; Pectinidae.
UAGGGUGUGAGUCUGCUGAGCUACCUGUACCGAGAGUGUCUGGAGUGUUCCAGUACUGAUCACUACCCAAUGAUGAUGUCCAUCCUGCAGUCAUCAUCUGGACCCUACACCCUGUUUGUACAGGACUGGGUGUUUCACGGAAUUUGUCAGGACAUCUAUGGAGAAUUCAUGAUAGAAAUCCAUGCAGACUACCUACAAUUCAGAGACAAGAACUACUGGGCGAAUGGUUACAAGAUGAUGACCAAAAAAGAGUCCGAUAGUGUACCACUGUUCCUCGCAGACCUCGCCUCAGAUAUAUUCAUCUGUGGCAAGUCCAUCAAUCUCCUCAAGGCGUGUUGUUCCCAGAAUUUUCUGUGUAACAUAGCUGACAUUGACAUACCCAGGAUAUCGGUCACAUUCUCAGAGGAGGAACUUGGUAAUCUAGAUGGCCAGUGUCAGUUUUAUGUCAACAAAAUGAAGCAAAUAGCACGGCAGUUGACCAUCUCAAGAAAACAGAAGGAAGAGAUGGAAGAGGCUGCAAAGAAAGAUAUGUUACUUAAGGCAAAAGAAGUGGCCACGCAGGAGAUACAGAAACUACAGAGUAGAAUACAGGAAAACCGAAGAGUCCAGGACUCAAAGAAAAGGAAACAGUUCCAGUUCCUUAAGGAUCAGAUGGAAGCAGACUUACAGAGAAGAGCAAAUGUGAAAGAGCAAGUAAAGGAAGAGGACAAGAUGAUGAUAGCUAGGGUGAUGAAGGAGGAGGAUACCAUGACAGCUCAUGAGCUAGAGCUGGAAAGGAAAGCCAGGGAAGAGUUAAUAGAAUACUACAGCAAGCUGAGUGAGGAGGCAACCCUGAGAGAACAGCGGGCAUUGUGGCAUGUCAAACGAGCCCAGUUAGACCAGAGCAGACGUGACUUUCUACAGCGGGAUAGUGUACACUGGCAGGCAGAACUUGAGAAGGCUGCUAUUGUUAAGGAAUCCAUUACUGCACAGAAGCCAGAAGAUGUGAGUAAAUCAUUUCCCAUAUGUAAUGGGUACUUAAUCUUAACCUUGGCAUGAUUGUGUAGUAAUAGA